Molecule: messenger RNA, 892 nt
Organism: Phoenix dactylifera (date palm)
Lineage: Eukaryota; Viridiplantae; Streptophyta; Magnoliopsida; Arecales; Arecaceae
Product: Rab5-interacting family protein
Biological process (GO): mitochondrial respirasome assembly
Source: RefSeq, a predicted model, not a curated record
UUUAACUCCAUCCGUCAACACGCCAGGAGUUUCGCGUUAAAAUAUUCGAUCUUGGAGAUCAUAUUGGAGAGCGCUCGUCUUCGUUCAGAAACCCUAGAAUUCCGUAGUCUCCGCGAAUUAUGACUAUUGAGAGCUAAGCGAUCGGAGUUGAAGCAAGAGGAAGCGAGAAAGUUCCGGUCCUCCGUCCCACUCGAGCUCCCUCGCAUCAUGAAAAAGAGUAAAUCGGCGAAGGUCCAAUCUCAGCAGCAGAACGGUCACGUUCUUCCCUUCAAGUUCGCCAAGUUGCUAGAUCCGGAGGCUUCUUGGGACAAGGACCAGUUGGGUGAUGUUCUCCAUUGGAUCCGUCAAGUGUUGGGCCUUGUGUGUGGAUUGCUGUGGGGUGCGAUCCCUCUCGUCGGCGCAAUAUGGAUUCUUGUAUUCUUGGUGCUAUCUUCUGGUAUCAUCUACGGAUACUAUGCGCACAUUCUGAAGAUUGAUGAGGAAGAAUAUGGAGGCCAUGCAACUUUGCUCCAAGAAGGGCUUUUUGCAUCAUUUACCCUUUUUCUGCUUGCCUGGAUUUUGGUAUACAGCUUGGCACAUUUCUAAUGGGGUACUGUGUUUUGAUCGGAGAAUGAUUUCUCAGAUGGGUGUCCUUAUCUUUUUCCAUUUUGAGCAACAGAUGUAUGAUCUGCUGAGCUAUUAAGCUCCACUUGUUUUCCUUUUAGAACAAUGAAACAGAAAAUGCAUUCGUGGCACUGCCAUUGAUUGCACCCAAGUUUUUUUCUUCCUUCCAUUUUGAUUUUAUCCAAUUCAGAUUUUGGAGACUGGCGACAUCAAGUGAGUCCACAAUCCAAGUGUAGUAACAUAAAUAGUUUUAUUUAUCUCAUGCUUGUACUUAGCUUUGCAUACUUUC